AUACUGCCGAUACCUAACCAAAAACCAUGCUUAUAAGUGGGAAGGUUUACUCUCCUAAUUGGUCCAUCUUUUGAGGUGGUUGGAUAGAGCCAUGACCAAAAGCUUGUAAUGAACUCUCAGAUCCCUUAUGGAGACCAUCUGAACCCCUAUACUGUUCCUGAUCCCCUAUGGCGACCAUCUGAGCCCUUCCCGUGGGUGUGAGAAAAUUCGAUCUUUAUUUUUAUCUGAUUUUAAUGAGGUUGGUACCAACUGAUGCACAUAAUUGGAGCCAUAAUCCAAUAUCUUACUGAAGUGAUUGGUGAUGUCAGAUAGAACUAUCUCCAUUGUUUUCAGUUUCAAUCAUCAAUCAGAUCAGAUUAUUCUGUUGAAGCCAUUGGUGAAUGGGGAGAUGAACCAGGGAAAAAAAAAAUCUUCUUUUUUUAAUUAUAAUUAGAUCAUUCUAUCCGUCAAUCGUGGCCCGGUGAUCAUUAUUAUCUCAAUUAUAAAAUUGAGCCGGCCAUUGUUUUUGAAAGAAAAAUUGAGUAAUGAAAAGGGUAUUGGGAGAAAAGGAGGAGGACAUGACUGCACUCCUCUUUUUCAUAUUCUUCUAUGAGAGCUGGUCACGUGGACCUGUGUUUGUGCUCCUCACUUUUUUGUUCUUGGGAAAGCUGGUUUCCCAUGUAAUGCAGGCGACUUCUCCUACCUUUCCAGAAUUGAUAAUCAAUUGGUAUGGAUUUUGGGGGAUUUGGGCAACCCCUGUUUAGCCCAUCUUAGUCUCUCUCCCUCCCUCAAGAUUCCAGGAAUCCCUUUUACUCGGUUUCUAUGUAGACCCUUUCCUUCCUUCUUUUGUCUUCUUCACUGUUUCCCUGUAGAAGCCGUCCUUGGGUUUCUGUAGAGACUCCAGAGAGAUGUUGCAGAGAGCUGCAAGCAAUGCAUAUUCUUGGUGGUGGGCAAGCCACAUCAGGACAAAGCAAUCAAAAUGGCUUGAACACAACCUUCAAGAAAUGGAGGAGAGGGUGAAAUACAUGCUUAAACUUAUUGAUGAGGAUGGAGACUCUUUUGCCAUGAGGGCAGAAAUGUACUUCAGGAAGAGACCUGAACUCGUUAAUUAUGUGGAAGAAUAUUACAGGGCAUACCGAGCCCUGGCUGAGAGGUAUGACCACAUAUCAGGAGAGCUACAAAAUGCCAACAGCACCCUUGCCAAUGUUUUUCCCGAGCAAGUUCAGUUUGCAACGGAUGACGAAGAUGAUGCUGGUUCACCAAGAAAAUCUACUUCCUCUACCAAUCAAAAUAGCCCCAAGGGCUUCCCUGAACCCCCAAAACUCAAUAUCUCUAAGAUUCCAAGGUUCUUAAGGGGAACUACAGCAUUACCAACAAAGAAAGUGCAACCCAAAAAAGCUACUUCAUCUACUUCUACAAAUACUACCGCUUUCAGUUUGCGGAUGAGCACAGAGGAGGCACUUCAAGAGAUCGAUAGACUCCAGAAAGGGAUAUUGGCCCUACAGACUGAGAAGGAGUUUGUCAAGAGCUCAUAUGAGAGUGGGGCUGCGAAGUACUGGGAAAUUGAGAUGCGCAUCAGUGAAAUGCAACAGGAGGUUUGCAUGUUACAAGACGAUUUCGGUGUGGCAUCAGUAAUUGAGGACGAUGAAGCACGGACUCUUAUGGCAGCCACAGCUCUGAAAUCAUGCCAAGUGACCUUGGUGCAGUUGCAAGAGAAACAAGAGCAAUCAGCUGAAGAAGCAAGAGUAGAGAACCGACGGAUUAAAGAUGCUCAUGAAAAGUUGUGGACAACCAAGAAUGUAUUUCUCCGUGAUCAGAUGGAUAGACCAGAUCUAUCUGAACAGAAAUAUUCUGUGGGUUCAGGUUCAAGCUUGAAUAACUUGGAGCAAGAAUUUAGUGAUCCGAGACAGGAGAGACUCCAGUUGGAAUCCAGACAGGAGAAUAUGAGGGGACCCUUUGAUAUGAACUCUGAUACAUAUCUUACUGUGACAGAACUGGCAGAGAAGAUUGAUGAACUUGUACACAAAGUCAUCAGUUUGGAGACUCUGGUGUCUUCUCCAACUGCUCUGCUAAAUAGAUUAAGAUCAGAAACUGAUGAACUCCAUGAGAACCUGCAGAACUUGGAUGAGGAUAAGGCCUCUCUUGCCAAGGGUUCUGACAAUUUUAUAGACAAACUAAGGAAAUUGGAUUACAAGCUAUCUGGGAUCCAGGAUCUCAGUCGGAGUUUUGAGGAUCAAAACAACCACCUCCAAACACAGUUCACUGAAGCACGAUGUAACCUCAGCCAUCUUUCCGAGAAACUGCAUUCCGUGAAGCCUGAUGAGGUGAUCGACAUUCCAGGCUCACCUCUGGCAGAUAUGGGCAUUUUUCAUGAUGCCAAGAAACAAGAAAUGUCCGAGGAGCAGGAUAUGCCACACACCGAAAAUAGUUUUCUCAAGGUAGACCCAUGGGAGAAUAGUGACCUCAACAGCAUUUAUGAGAAGCAGCAGUUUAUGAAGUUUGAUGAAGGGUUUGAUACAUGUGAUUCAUUGAAGGAUGACACUGAGAAGCAGGAGCCAUCCCAAACAGAAGAUUAUAUUGUCAAUGCUGACUCAUGGGAGAUUAGCAACCUUGAUUACCUUUGGAAGGAAUUGCAUUCUGUGAAGCCUGGUGAAGAGAUUUUGGAUUCAUCAAAUACUAAAGUUGAGAAGCAGGACCUGUUCUCAACUGAAGAUGAUAGUCUCAAUGUUGACUCACAGAAAAAUAGUUACUUCAAUCCCUUUUCAGAGGAAGUACAUUUUGUGAAGCCUGGAGGAGAAGAGAGAAAGGCUUCAUUCCAGGACAAGGUUGGGAAGCAGGAUUCAUCCCAAACUGAAGAGAAUUUUUUCAACCUUGAUUCACAGGGAAAUUGUGACCCCAAUCACCUUCCUCAGAAUCUGGAUUUCAUGAAGCCUGAUGAGGUUGUCAAGAUCUCACCUCAAGCAGAUCGGGGAACUAUUCUUGAUGCCAUCAUACAUGAAAAGUUUGAGGGAAAGGAAGAAAUGGUGGCUCCUAUUGGUGGGUCGAAGAACUGGAAGGAAACAAAAAAAGAAGUGGAAGAGGAGACAGACAAGGUUCAGAAUCCUAGCCUCAGUGGUAAAAAUGAUGAAGAUGGUGGCCCUUCCAAGGUAAGAAAUACCAGUGAUGAUGUUUCUGGAAGAUAUGAGGCCUCAGGGCAACUGAACAAAGUUAAGAAGUACAACUCCAAAUUGGAAGAUAGUAUGUCAAAUGUUGGCUCACAGCAGAAGGCAAUCGAAGAAGGAGAUGAACCAAACUGGCAAAAGUUGUUCUUAAGUGGAUUGGAAGAUAGAGAAAAGGUUCUAUUGGCAGAGUACACUUCAAUUCUUCGGAAUUAUAAGGAUGCAAAGAAGAAGCUUGCUGAAAUAGAGAAGAAAAACCGGGAAAAUGCCUUUGAAACAAUGGUGCAACUAAGGGACCUGAAGCAUGCCAAUGCCAUUAAGGAUGAGGAGAUUACAUCUUUACGUCAAAAACUAAGCUUUCUGCAGACAAGUUUUGAAGGAAAUCUGGAUACCAACAUUUCAGAAUUUAAAGACACACAACAGGGAAGGCCCCUUGGUGAAAUGACAGAAAAAUCAAACUCCGAUGCUUCCAAUCUCCCAGCUACAAAUUCAGGCCAGCGGCAGCCAAUUUACAGUUUCUUAGAUGACCAAAAUGUUGGACCUGAAGUCAGAACCAACGAAUCUAUUGCAAAUGGA
Macadamia integrifolia is the source of this 3713-nucleotide messenger RNA. RefSeq names its product protein NETWORKED 2A-like. Gene Ontology annotation, molecular function: actin binding. The annotation marks the transcript as partial. Lineage: Eukaryota; Viridiplantae; Streptophyta; Magnoliopsida; Proteales; Proteaceae. The transcript has 2 exons. The record is from RefSeq and is a predicted model, not a curated record.